CAUGAACCGACCCAAGGAGAUCGCUUUGAACCACCGCUCACUUCUACGCCUAUUUGUUCUUCGUUUCCUCCCCUUCUCCAUCUUAAACAAUGAACAUUAGGCCUGCGCGGGUAGAUGAUCUUAUGGGCAUGCAGGCAUGCAACCUGCAGAACUUGCCCGAAAACUAUACUAUGAAGUACUACCUAUACCAUGAGUUGACUUGGCCUCAACUCUCGUUCGUCGCGGAAGACCAGGGACGGAUAGUUGGAUAUAUUCUGGCUAAGAUGGAGGAAGAUCUCAGUGAAGGGGACGAGCCUCAUGGACACGUCACUUCAAUUUCAGUGCUCCGUUCUCAUCGUCGUUUGGGGCUUGCAAAGAGACUAAUGGUGCAGUCUCAGGAAGCGAUGGCAACUGUCUACCGUGCGGCAUACGUGUCGCUCCAUGUCCGCAAGUCGAAUCGAGCGGCUCUGGGCCUGUACAAGGACACGUUGGGAUUCACUGUUAGAGACAUAGAAAAGAAAUACUAUGCUGAUGGCGAGGAUGCGUAUGCCAUGCGACUAUCUUUAAAGCAUCUAGCCCGAUGAUAUAUGAUACAGUAUGUACAAGUCCGUGAAUAAUAUGUUACAUUAGAGAU
This is a messenger RNA of Somion occarium, 613 nucleotides long. The record is from the annotation of a GenBank genome assembly. NCBI's taxonomy places the organism in Eukaryota, Fungi, Basidiomycota, Agaricomycetes, Polyporales, Cerrenaceae.